Messenger RNA from Sungouiella intermedia, 270 nucleotides. NCBI's taxonomy places the organism in Eukaryota, Fungi, Ascomycota, Pichiomycetes, Serinales, Metschnikowiaceae. The record is from the annotation of a GenBank genome assembly.
AUGUCGUCUCAGCAGAUGUUCUACAGAAUAAAGCAGCUAAGAUCCACCAUCGGCAUGCCACCUUUGGUUCGCAAGAAUAUUGCCGCCUUGGGCUUGAAGAGAAGAAACCACGUGGUUUACCAGGCAGUUUCUGCUGCCACUGCUCACAGACUCAGAGUUGUUAAGGAGUUGGUUUCCAUUGAUUUGUUGGAUGCCGCUGAUGUUGACAGCCACAAGGCCACGGAUAAGCAAACUUUUCCUGCUGGUUUUGCCAAGGUGGGAGAGUUGUAA